AACACAAUUAUUUUCCAAAGAGCUUGGGAGGGAGCUAGAGAGAGAGAGAUGGAGAGAGAAUGUGAAAAGAAGAAGAAGCUAAUUAUAUUAUCAAAGUUCAAGAGAAUAUGUGUUUUCUGUGGGAGCAGCCCAGGAAACAAAACCUCAUAUAAGGAAGCUGCCAUCGAUCUUGCAACCCAACUGGUAUCAAGGAAUAUAGAUCUUGUGUAUGGAGGAGGAAGCAUUGGCUUAAUGGGUUCCAUUUCCCAAGCUGUCUACGACGGCGGCUGCCAUGUUCUUGGAAUUAUUCCCAAGACACUCAUGCUUAGAGAGAUAACUGGAGAAACAAUUGGAGAAGUGAAAGCAGUAGAAGAUAUGCACCAAAGAAAAGCAGAAAUGGCUAAACAUUCUGAUGCCUUUAUUGCCUUGCCUGGUGGUUAUGGGACUCUUGAAGAGCUCCUUGAAGUCAUAACCUGGGCUCAACUUGGCAUUCAUCAUAAACCAAUUGGGCUUUUAAAUGUGGAUGGUUACUACAACUCUCUGUUAUCAUUCAUAGACAAAGCAGUAGAAGAAGGAUUCAUCAGUCCAACCGCCCGUCAUAUCAUUGUUUCUUCUCCAACCGCUACUGAUUUAGUUAAUAAGUUGGAGGAAUACUCACCCAUGCCUGAAGCAGAAGGGGUUCCAGUCCCCAAGCUAGACUGGAAUCAGAUGCAAGAACAACAAGUAGUAUGUCCACCUAAAUUCUGAUGCCAUAUUAAUUAAUUAAAACAAUGGAAUUAAUUAAUAAUUCAAGUUCAUUUAAAAUGUGAUUGAAUUUUACUAUUCAUUUUUUAUACCCUACAU
Impatiens glandulifera is the source of this 822-nucleotide messenger RNA. RefSeq names its product cytokinin riboside 5'-monophosphate phosphoribohydrolase LOG1-like. Gene Ontology annotation, cellular component: nucleus; cytosol. Bases 49 to 726 code for a protein of 225 amino acids. The transcript is spliced from 7 exons. The record is from RefSeq and is a predicted model, not a curated record. NCBI's taxonomy places the organism in Eukaryota, Viridiplantae, Streptophyta, Magnoliopsida, Ericales, Balsaminaceae. Gene Ontology annotation, molecular function: hydrolase activity, hydrolyzing N-glycosyl compounds. Gene Ontology annotation, biological process: cytokinin biosynthetic process.